Peromyscus californicus insignis is the source of this 2169-nucleotide messenger RNA. It is a transcript of the gene Bglap, whose product is annotated as bone gamma-carboxyglutamate protein. Gene Ontology annotation, molecular function: calcium ion binding; hydroxyapatite binding; structural constituent of bone. The transcript is spliced from 4 exons. NCBI's taxonomy places the organism in Eukaryota, Metazoa, Chordata, Mammalia, Rodentia, Cricetidae. Gene Ontology annotation, cellular component: extracellular region. Gene Ontology annotation, biological process: response to vitamin K; osteoblast differentiation; regulation of cellular response to insulin stimulus. The record is from RefSeq and is a predicted model, not a curated record. The coding region runs from base 1740 to 2039 and encodes 99 amino acids.
UUGUUUGGAUCACCCCGUGCAGGAUGGCAGCAGGACCCAGGACCACUGGGUUCCCCGAGGUCAGGAUGAGCUGUCUGUGCAACCAGGGCUGCCCUGUGCUGCUCUUUGGGGGCACAGAGGAUGUAAGGAGGCCUCUAGCACCGCUGAACACUUAACCUGGUUUCUCCCACCUCACUGUUCCUCAGCCAGGCCCACCAAGAAGAGACAUUCUUCUCUCCUGCCCGAGAGCCUCAGCCUAACCCAAGGGCUGCUUGUGCAGAUGUCUGAGGAACCCUGAGGGCAGGAGACCCCCCAGUGGUCUCUGCACUGCCCUUCUCCCCAUAACAGCCUGGGCACCACUUCUGCCAGCCACUCUCCAGAAAGCUCCAGAGUUUAUGCCUCUGGGUGCUCUGCUUCCUGCUUACCUGGCCAGAGUCAUCCUGCGCUGUCACCUGUCACCAUUCUGAAUUCAAGCUGGUGGCUAGGUGACCAAAGACAGGUCAGGGACAGGUGUAGGGUGUAGCAGGUCUUUAACCCCAGCACUCUGGAGGCAGAGGCAGGCAGAUCUCUGAGUUUGAGGUCAUCCUGAUCUACAUCUCGAGACUAUCUCAAAAAAACAAAAAGGUCCGACAGGUCACUUUCUCAUUCUCCACCCCACCCCCGCCCAAGCUUGGGCUAGGAUGCUGUCCCUGUGAAGACGGUCUUUAUCACAUGGCUCACGGGAGAGCAGGCCCUAUCUGAGGUUGACACUACCCUGGCAGGAUGGAGACCACAGGGUGAGGACCCAGACUUGCAUUCCACCCUGUACGCCUUGCAGGUCUGCCCUGCACUGCCAGAAUGGAAGAGGCUGGCCUUACCUUUGUCAUUGUCAGCCUAGGUCUGAGCUUUGGGCCCUUGGCCCCAUGCUACCCAUGCUAGUUAAGGUUACUAGUUACUGCGAUGAAACAGCAUGGCCAAAGCAACUUGAGGAGGAAGGGGUUUCUUUGGCUCACACUUCCACAGCACUGUUCAUCGAAGGACGUCAGGACAGGAGUCUGGAGGCAGAGCUGAUGCAGAAGCCACGGAGGGCUGAAGCUUACUGCUUUGCUCUCCAUGGCUUGCUCAGCCCACUUUCUUAUAGAACCCAGGACCACCAGCCCAGGGAUGGUACUACUCACCAUGGGCUGGGCCUCCCCCAUCCAUCACUAAUUAAGAAAAUGCCCUACAGCCAGAUCUUACACUGUCCCGCCCUUUCCCCACUGAGCUGAGCAGAGCUGCCCUGUGCUGGGCAAAUGAGGACAUUACUGGCCACUCCUUCCCCAGGGUUUGGCUCCUGCCCUCGUGGCAGACACUGAAAAUCACAGGCUAUGAGAUCUGGAGCCCAGUUCAUCCCAAAUCUAUUUUAGACCUCUGUGCCAUCUCUAGGGUACUCAUAGGGCCCAGCCAGUGCUCCCUCUGAGGCCGAGGAAAACAGAGACUAGGGAGGUGGGGCACCCUGGGGGGAAGAGGUCUAGGGCAGUCUCUGAGUCUGGCAACCUCUGAUUGUGGCCCACACUCCACUCCCAGGGCCUUGCCCAGGCAGCUGCAAUCCUCAACCACAGCAUCCUUUGGGUUUGACCUACUGAGCCAGGGCACAUGACCCCCAAUUAGUCCUGGCGGCCAUCCCCUGCCCCGCCUGCUCACACUGGGGUACAGACAGUGGAUAUAAAUGGUAGUGGAGGCUGAAGGGCUCAGAGCAGAGACGUCCCAUUCAGCAUCCCGCUGCAGAACUGGCAGACACCAUGAGGACCCUCUCUCUGCUCGCUCUCCUGGCCCUGGCUGCAUUCUGCCUCUCUGGCCCAGCAGAUGCAAAGCCCAGUGGCUCCGAGUCUGACAAAGCCUUCGUGUCCAAGCAAGAGGGCAGUAAGGUAGUGAGUAGACUCCGCCGCUACCUGGGCCAUGGGCUUGGAGCCUCAGCCCCAUACCCAGAUCCUCUGGAGCCCAAGAGGGAGGUGUGUGAGCUCAACCCCAAUUGUGAUGAGCUAGCGGACCACAUCGGCUUCCAGGACGCCUACAACCGCUUCUACGGUACCACUGCUUAGGGCACGUGUGGCCCUGGGGCCAAACGGCAGCCUCAGCUUGGCUACUCUCCGGGACUCGACUCUCCCUGUUCCCUCUCCCUGCCCUGGGUGGUACACAGCUGCUCCAAAAUAAAGUCCAGAGGAGGAAGUA